Messenger RNA from Tetranychus urticae (two-spotted spider mite), 2311 nucleotides. RefSeq names its product carbonic anhydrase-related protein 10-like. Gene Ontology annotation, molecular function: zinc ion binding; carbonate dehydratase activity. Gene Ontology annotation, biological process: one-carbon metabolic process. The record is from RefSeq and is a predicted model, not a curated record. Lineage: Eukaryota; Metazoa; Arthropoda; Arachnida; Trombidiformes; Tetranychidae.
UUUUGCACAAUCUUCUGAUUCUCAUGAUUAUGUUUGUGUCUAGUUUCGCAAGCCUUUGAUUCGCCAACCCUGAAAAUGGAUUAAACGUUUUUACCUUUCAAUCGAUGACUAGUUUCAAUCUGCAGUUAAAAGCACAAUUUUUUGGACUCAACACUUCACCAUCAUUAGAAGUAUUACAAACUUGUAAAUUGAUCUCAAUUUGCCUUUUCUCGAGUCUUCAUGUAAUCACAUUAAGUUGCUGAUUCAAUUGGACUAGGCAAAUUGAAGAGAGUCAAAACCUUGACCUUAACUACUGGCCAUCAUUGAUACUAGACUGACUUCAAGGAUACUUUCAUUUUCAUCAACUGGGUCAAACAAACUGUAUCAACAAUCAUUUUACUCUUUGCCUGGACAAUCAACUAAAAAUACAAAACAAAACAAGUGGACAACCGAAACCAUUAAGAAUGUAUUGAAAAUAAUUUGCUUUCAAAGAGAAACGGAAAGAGAAAAGUUUACUUUUUUUCUUUAUUCCAAGUGAUUAAUUACAUAAAUUGAAAAGGAAACGAAAAACAAUUCAACAAUUCACUUGAAACUUUCCUCAUUACCUGUUCAUCGCCACAAUUCAAGCACAAUGUCAGUGUUUAUUCAGUUUCUUCACUUGACCACACUUCUUCCAGGUGUUCUCAGUGUUUCCGGCAACUGGGAGGAAUGGUGGACUUAUGACGGAAUUUCAGGUCCUGAUUUUUGGGGGCUACUUAAUCCAGAGUGGAGUUUGUGUAACAAAGGGAAACGACAAUCACCAAUAGACAUUAAACCAAAUCACCUUUUGUACGAUCCAUUUUUAAGGCCAAUCCAUAUUGACGAUCAAAAGAUUUCAGGUAUUCUGGAGAAUAAUGGACAUUCCAUUGUUUUUCGAACAACUCAGUCAGAUAAACAUCGAUUAACAGACUCUUCAAGAAUAUUUAAUGAAGUUGAUCCUGUUCGAGGGACACCGAUAAACAUAAGCUCAGGUCCAUUGUCAUAUUCAUAUAGCUUUGAUUCUUUGUACAUUCACUUUGGUCGCACAGACUCUCAUGGGUCUGAACAUCGGAUAGAUGGAACUCCAUUUCCAGCUGAGCUUCAAAUAAUUGGUUACAAUUCAGAUCUUUAUCGCAAUUCCAGUGAAGCUUCCAGAAAAACUAGUGGACUCGUUGGAGUUGCAGUUCUUAUUCAGAUUGGUGAUAAUCCAAACCUCGAGCUUCGUCAUUUAACCAGCAUGGCUCAUUUGAUUAGAUUCAAAGGUCAAAAUACUACAGUUAAAUCGCUUUCCAUUCGAGAAUUGAUUCCUCAACUGGAAACUUACAUUACCUAUGAAGGUUCAAUGACGGUUCCAGCUUGCUCUGAAACAGUUACAUGGAUAGUCAUGAACAGUCCCAUCUUCAUGACAAAGCAACAACUUUUCUCAUUACGAAAAAUGAUGCAAGGCGAUGCUGAUUCACCCAAAGCUCCAUUGGGAAACAAUUUCCGUCCUACAACGAAAAUCAAUCAUCGAGUGGUUCGAACCAAUAUUGAUUUUAAACGGAAACAGGGAGCUGAAUGUCCAUCGCUGAAGACGAAUAUGCAUUAUCAAGUCAAUUCUCGUCAUUUAAGGACAUAAUUUUUGGUUGUUAGUUAGUUUACGUUUCCAUUAAUUGAUCUCAAUGGACUCAAGUGCCUGAUAAAUGGCCAUUGGAGAGUCACUCUUGCUCCAGAUAACAUGACAAAAAAAGAUGAACCAUAAUAAUGGCAAAAUGAUUCAAAGGACUUUUUCUCCUCUUCUCUUGAAACGAUUUUAUCUUUGAAUUAGUCUGGACUCACAUAAAUGGAUAACAGCAAUGAUAAUCAUUGAUUUUUAUUUCCUAUUUUCACACUUUUCUUUUGCUUUCAUUUUUCAUUUUUUCCUUCGUUUUCUCUCUCUCUCUCUCUCUCAUUCGUAUUCAAUCAUAUUUUGAUACAAAACCCAACACAUGGGCUAACUGUUAUCAACUAGCAUCGUUCAUACAAUGCAAUAUGAAACUCGAUUGUUUCCUUCACUUGUAAUUUUACUCUUACUGUUGAUGGACGCCACUUACAGUUAUGUACUUAAUCAUUUUGACCCACUCUUGAACAUAAUUUGGUUAACCAAUAAGUUGACUGUGAAUCUCAUUCAACUGAAAUCUUUUUUUCGAAAAGAAACAAUCAUUACUUUUUUCUUGGUGCCAAUAAGCAAUCAAUCCGAUUGUAUUUUUCAUUCGUUCAUUUGUUGAAGAUUCAAUCGAUUUGAAAUUUAAGACGGUAAUCAUUUUCGAUCGACCAUUAAAAAUUUAAAACGAAA